Papaver somniferum (opium poppy) is the source of this 1935-nucleotide messenger RNA. Its product is annotated as PHD finger protein rhinoceros-like. The coding region runs from base 54 to 1667 and encodes 537 amino acids. Gene Ontology annotation, biological process: response to abscisic acid. The record is from RefSeq and is a predicted model, not a curated record. NCBI's taxonomy places the organism in Eukaryota, Viridiplantae, Streptophyta, Magnoliopsida, Ranunculales, Papaveraceae. The transcript is spliced from 8 exons.
CAAUCUCUCUUGACUGCAAGAAGAAUUCAAUUCCUGAAACAUUCAUCAUUAAAAUGGCUCAGCUCUAUCGCGUCGAAACAUCGUCAAAAUCUCAGAGAGAUCGUGGCAGCAGCACGGAGCAGCAGCAACAUUUGCAGCACCAUCCCCCUCGUAUUGCAACAGGCCAUGAGCAUCAUCCGAACGAAGCAACUGCCAGGAUAUUGGCAACGGAAGUAACACCGCCGGCCGUCAAGCAUCCGCAAAAUGAAGCUAUUGCAAGAAUAACAACGGUUGCAACCCCAACCAAGCAUCAUCAAAAUGAAGCUUCGGGGAAGACGGUGACUGUUGUAACUCCGACUACGCCAACGACGCCUAUGUUUGGGAAGAACCAUGAUCAAGAAGAAAUAGAUCAUAUAACUCACAGCCCAAGCAACAAAAAAUCAGUUAUCGCAAAGGUUAAAGAGAAGGCUAAGAAAUGGAAACAUAACCUUGUUAAUAAGAAAAAACACCAUAACAAUUCCUCGCCGUCUGCGUCGCCGGGUACUGCUACGCCUACUACUCCUCCACCUCCUGCGUGGGGUGUGGCAUUAGACGACGAUGAUUAUAAUGAUGCGGAAGAAGACGAUGACAAGAAUCAUUACCAUGUUGAACAUAAAGAAGCUGCUGUAGAACCUGCAGAAUAUCUUGGUGCACCAAUGUAUCAAUCAGAACGUGCGAGUAAUGAUCCCGGCAAACAUUCGGAUAAACCUGCAGAAUGCCUUGGUGCACCAAUGUACGGAUCAGAACGUGCGAGUAACGAUCAAGGAAAACAUUCAUAUAAACCUGCAGAAUACCUUGGUGCACCAAUGUACGGAUCAGAACGUGCGAGUAACGAUCAAGGAAAACAUUCACAUAAACCUGCAGAAUACCUCGGUGCACCAAUGUACGGAUCAGAACGUGCAAGUAACGAGCAAGGAAAACAUUCACAUAAACCUGCAGAAUACCUCGGUGCACCAAUGUAUGAAUCAGAACGUGCAAGUAACAAUCAAGGCAAUCAUCUGGACAAGCAUGUGGCAAGUCAUGCAGUUCUUCAACCUUUAGUCUCAGAUAAGCAUAUUUUGGAAACUAAAAAUACUCCUAUUCUUCCUGUGAAGACUACUGCUCCACCCAUUGUUUCUAUGACGACUACGCCGCCACCAGAUAAUUCUGCGAUUACUAUUCAUGUUGAGAAAGAACCUCAGAGUAAGAAAGAAAGCCCCAGCAAAACAAUAACCGAAACUGUAACAGAAAAAUUUGGACCAGCUUAUGCUAAGGUUUCUGAAGCAACCCAGUCACUCGCAUCAAAAAUUCAAAAUGCAGCAAUGCCAGCGUCAAGUGCAUCGUCCACAUUACCGAUAACGAGCAGCCGAGAUGAGACAAGGAGUGGUGAGAAGAGAUGGGAUAAAGGUGUCUCAGUGAGACAAUAUUUUAUCAGUAAGCUGGAACCAGGAGACGAAGAAAAGGCACUUUCUGAGGUGAUAUCUGACGCAAUGAGCCCGAAAACAAUCACUGGAGAUACAGGUGUUGUUGAGAAAGUUAGAGAAGCUGUUUCUUCUAUGCUCGGUGUUGAACAAGCAUCACCUACAUUGCCUGAACGUAUUCCAGUAUCUACAAAUCCGCAAGAAGUUUUCGUAGAAGAAAAACACGAAAGGCGACUCCAAGCCAACUAACAAGCUAAGUACCAUCCCUGAAUCCGGAGGGAGAAAGCGAAAAGUUUUGCUGAUUAAAGAUUGGAUUAACCAUAUAUAAUAUGCUGUACUAGUAAAUAACUAAGCUAGUUGCAAGCUUCCUGUAAUUUGCAACAAAAGUUUUGAACAUAUUUCUGUAACGAUAAACUCGACUUGACAUGUACAUAACUGGUAUAGUCAUUGUCAAAUUCUGUAGCGCGCUAUCUAUGCGCUCGAAAUAAGAUACUACCACAGUAGAUUUGUGUAAAAA